Entelurus aequoreus (snake pipefish) is the source of this 3995-nucleotide messenger RNA. RefSeq names its product deltex 1, E3 ubiquitin ligase (gene dtx1). Gene Ontology annotation, molecular function: ubiquitin protein ligase activity; zinc ion binding. Lineage: Eukaryota; Metazoa; Chordata; Actinopteri; Syngnathiformes; Syngnathidae. Gene Ontology annotation, cellular component: nucleoplasm. The transcript has 10 exons. The record is from RefSeq and is a predicted model, not a curated record. The coding region runs from base 690 to 2597 and encodes 635 amino acids. Gene Ontology annotation, biological process: Notch signaling pathway; protein ubiquitination.
AGCGUUUGGAUGGUUUUCAGCCACUCACCAUACAGGUGCGCUCGGACAUUGGCGUUUUAACUGUUUGAAGCAAACAGUGCGUAUUUAAUUUACCUUCUUUAUGUGUUAAGUAAGACUUCAUGGCGACCUCUCAUGUCUUCACGUAAGACUAACUGGGACACGAAGGCGCUCAAACACGACGGAGCAACAAACUGGCGAAUCAGACCAACGGCACUGAAGAAGCGACGGAUUUGUUUUCUGCGUUCAUGAAGACAGUUUUUUUUCUUGCGUCGAGGGAUUAACACUUGUGAAGAUUCGGGUUCAUUGGAAUAUUUUUCUGUUUUUUUUCUCUCCCCUUUUAGUGAUUUUCGACCAGUAAAAUGUAGCCUCUGCCUGCCAGAUGUGAGGGACCACAUCUGCAACCUACAGCAAACACCCCCGUCUGUCUACCUGUUCCUCAGGAAAAAAAAAAACCCGCUGCUGCAGCUCCUCAACAUCUGCCAGCUCACAUCCGAGAGGCUUCAAGGAUUAGGCAGCCAGCUUCAUGACAGACCUUAGAGACCAUGACUGCUUGCUUGAAAGCAGAUCACUAAAGUCUCCCAUUUAACUGUUUUUCCCCCCACCAGUGGCACUGAUAAUUAUGACGAUGAUCAGGAUCCUGGGUGACAUUUGACAGACAGGUGGUUUUCGGUUAGGCCUGCAAAGGGACGAUGGCCCGCCUGGGACCAGGCUUGAUGCUACCUGUUAAUGGUCUGGGCUACCCUCCUCAAAACCUGGCCAGAGUAGUGGUCUGGGAAUGGCUGAAUGAACAUGGCCGCUGGAGGCCCUACGGUGCGGCGGUUUGCCACCACAUUGAGAACAUCCUGAAGGGGGAUGCCCGCGGAACCGUGGUUCUGGGCCAGGUGGAUGGUCAGCUCUCCCCUUACAUCGUUGAUUUGCAGUCCAUGCAUCAGUUUCGUCAGGAUACAGGCACCAUGAGACCAGUACAGAGGAACUUCUAUGAACCGUCGUCUGCUCCAGGGAAAGGCGUCAUAUGGGAGUGGGAGAACGACAAUGGUUCUUGGACACCAUAUGACAUGGAGAUCUGUGUGACCAUCCAGAACGCCUAUGAAAAGCAACACCCCUGGUUGGAUCUGACCUCUCUGGGCUUCUCCUACCUCAUUGACUUUAACAGCAUGUCUCAAACAAACAAGCAGAGCCAGCGCAAACGGCGCCUCCGCAGGCGCAUGGAUCUCGCUUACCCGCUUAUCAUGGGUUCCAUUCCCAAAUCACAGUCCUGGCCUGUAGGAACCAGCUCUGGCCAGCCGUGCUCCUGCCAGCAAUGCAUCCUGGUAAACAGUACAAGAGCUGCGUCAAAUGCAAUCCUUGCCUCUCAGCGACGGAAGCUCCACGGUGGGGCAGCAGGCAAUACCGGGGCGACAGGAACCCUGACUGCAGUGCGACAGAGUAACACCUUUGCUGGAACGUCCCUCUGGUCUCCAAACUCUUCUGGAACCAAUGAUAUCAGUGCAGGAGGUGGACAAACCAAAGGUGAACAGUUGCAGGUACCACUGUCCCCGGCCAACUUCCCGUGUUCCCCUGUAAUGUCAUCCCAUGGCCACGCCAACACCCUCACCAUCAAUGGACAAAACAACCUGAACCGACCAGGCACCCAGCGCAUCUCUAUGACCACUCCCAGAGGAACCAUCCCACCAGGGGUUCCUGCUCUUCCAGUCAAGAACCUGACUGGAUCUGGACCAGUGCACCCAGCACUAGCAGGUAUGACCGGUAUCCUGAUGUGCGCUGUAGGUCUGCCUGUUUGCCUGACUCGAGCACCAAAGCCCAUUCUGCACCCACCGGCCAUCAGCAAGAGCGAUAUGAAGCCUGUGCCGGGGAUCAACGGCAUGCGACGCAAGACAAAGAAAAAGCAUCUGAGGAGAGGGAAAACCCCAGAGGAUGUGGUCAGAAGAUACACUGAGAAAAUUAAAGUGGUGCCAGACGAGGACUGUACCAUCUGCAUGGAGAGGCUGGUCACGGCAUCAGGCUAUGAAGGCGUCCUACAGCACAAAGGCAUCAAGCCAGAGCUGGUGGGCAAACUUGGCAAGUGCGGCCAUAUGUACCAUCUGCUGUGCCUGGUGGCCAUGUACAACAAUGGCAAUAAGGAUGGCAGUCUUCAGUGCCCGACAUGCAAGACCAUCUAUGGUGAGAAAACAGGCACUCAGCCUCCUGGGAAGAUGGAGUACCACGUCAUCCCCCACUGCCUGCCCGGUUACCCAGACUCCAAGACUAUCCGAAUCGUCUAUGACAUUCCUGCUGGUGUCCAGACCAAUGAGCACCCCAACCCUGGGAAGAAGUUCAGCGCAAGAGGUUUUCCCCGACAGUGUUACCUGCCAGACAACGAAAAGGGCAGGAAGGUCCUCAAGCUGCUGAUCACGGCCUGGGACCGACGCCUCAUCUUCACCAUCGGGACGUCCAGCACCACAGGAGAAACCGACACCGUGGUGUGGAAUGAGAUCCACCACAAGACUGAAUUUGGCUCCAACCUGACAGGCCACGGCUACCCCGACCCCAACUACCUGGACAACGUCCUGACAGAGCUGUCAGCCCAGGGAGUUGGCGAGGCAAACCUGAAGGACUGAAAAGGUUCCUAAGCAGCUGGUUUUAUCAGGAACACAACCUAUCAUGGUAAACGCUACACUUUAUGACACCUCGUCGAAGUGGCGGCACACAAUUACAUCGCUCAACCUUUUUGUUGUCAUUAUCUUUAGCGUCACGUCUGGAGCACGCUGCGGCACAUGCUCAGUGUAUGUCUUGAUGCCAGCAAAUGUGCCAUCGGUGGCUUUAAGAGUCUGACGUGGUGGCGUAUUGAGCCCCGACUUUAAUGGCGCCAGCAAAACUACAUAAUGAAUGUUGAGUGAAUUGCUGCAAUAAGAUGAGGUGCCAAUGAAGCUUUUCUCACUUGAAACUCUUUUUUUUUUGUUCCCCCUCAAAAAUCUUAUAUUCUAACACAUGGUGAGAAUUUUCUGUACAUUUUUGAUGGAGAGGUGUUGGGCUUUUGUUUUUAGGAAUAAACCCGAGUAGAGGUUUUUUUCCCCCCCCAUCUCAGUGAUAAGGGCUAAACAAAAGUGUAGUGCAUGUACGGGACAAAGGCUGUAAAAUGGUGAUAUUUUCUAAAGUGUACGUCACGGCGAGUCUACUGGCGGUCCGAGUUCAGUUCAAAACUCGGGAGACAAACAUUUUUGGAGCAAAUUCCUAAAAACACUAGAGUGCUCCCGUUGUACAGAGGAACUUGGACCAACGUCAACACAUUGGCAGAUCCUUGCGUUGUCAUUUUAACCUUCAAAGUAGAAGACUGGGGUCCAAACGUGUGAUUUACAUAACUGAGGCACCCCUUUAAGUUCUCUCCUUUUUUGGCAUUUUUUUUUUCCUAAUGUGAUUUAUGUAACUAAGGUGUUGCUGUAGCGUGUUUACUUCAGAUGCAGUCUGUAGUCAUUUGUACUAGUAGUGUUUCUCAAGGUUCCAUUUUAGGUCCUCUCUUUUUCAUCAUUUGGGCUAUUCGACUGGUGGCCCGGGAGUUCAGUUAAAAAAAACUAUUUUGCAGCAGAUUUUUAAGAAUACUAGAUGAUCUUUGACUUUUUUUUUUUUUUUGCCAGAAGGUCCUAAAAACAGCAGAGCACUCCUGUAACUGACAAAAUAGACACAAAUUAGAUGUCCACUGUAGAGGACGCUGGUUCGCUAGAACAGGGGUCCCCAAACUACGGCCCGUGGGAAGUACAAAGUUAAAAAACAAAAUUUAGUUUUGUUGUUUUUUGUUUUUUUGAUUAUUAUUUUUUUAAAUCUGUCCUUUCUAAUCCAUUUUCUACCGCUUGUUACUCUCGGUGUUUCCGAGCCACUCAGGCAAAUCAUAUUGUCUAAAAAUGCAUUUUCCCAUCGAUAACGUGACAUUAAUUUUAAAUAAUUUCAAAUUAAAAAAUUGUUUUUAUUAUUUAAAAUUAAUUUUAAAUAAAAAAUCUCCUGAAAAGCAGAAAAACCUGCAA